Messenger RNA from Sinocyclocheilus rhinocerous, 2484 nucleotides. RefSeq names its product formin-like protein 13. The record is from RefSeq and is a predicted model, not a curated record. NCBI's taxonomy places the organism in Eukaryota, Metazoa, Chordata, Actinopteri, Cypriniformes, Cyprinidae. The transcript is spliced from 17 exons. Bases 1 to 2484 code for a protein of 827 amino acids.
AUGGAUUACAGAAAGACGGUGCAUGUUCCUCAGCUUAGCAACGAAAUGCAGCUGAAUGUCAUGAACUGGGUGAAAUCAGGCAAAAUGAGUAUCGAUGAAGUUCUGAUUCGGGCUAACAAUGGCACGUUACACAAGCAGAGGAACUUUGAGCUGGAGGAAAAACAGUCACAGUACAACUUCAGUGUUCGUAAGUUCAACCGCUACAUAUGGCAGAAACGGGUGUUGCAGAUUGAUUUCAGCACAAGCCUUUUGUGCAGCAUUGAGAAAGGCAUUGUGAAACGGCAGCUCUGUUUUUCUGAGGUGAAAAACUGCCAUGAUGCACCAGGUACCAGGUUCUCGAUUUCGUUUAGAGAUCGGUCUGACUAUGAGCUGGAAGCUGCGUCCUUAGAGGACAAGCAGCAGAUCAUGCAGCUGGUAAAUCAGGUCAUCUACAGUAACAUAUACAGCCCUCUUGUGAACGGGAACUCUGUUGAAAUGCAAACUUCACACUUGCCUCCAACUCCUGACAACCUCAAAGAGGGCCACCUAUUACUGCAGAGAGGAGGACUGGCAUCAUUCAAAUGGAAGACAUACGAGGCUAAUCUUCAGACUGGUCAGCUGACCUUGUUCCCAGUCACUCAGCAGUCUUCCAGCAGUGAUGCAGGUGUGUCUGUUUCCUCCAGCGAGUCUGUCUGGAGUUUCUCAGAGAUUUACGCCAGUGUGGAUGAUAUCAGGUGUACUGGGGGUGAUGGGGCAGCUCUUGUCAUCCAUCUCUCCGACGGUAAUGUCAGGGUGGACACCCCCUGCAACACAGACACCUUCACACUGCACAACAACAAGAAUGACUUUGUGUUCCGAAUACCAAAAAGUGACCACAUAACCCCACAGGCCAUAACAAAUGAGCGAGAUGCCUGGGUGAAAGCGAUCAAACAGCUAUGUGUGGACUGGAAAAGAAAGUCACAUCUUGAACACUUCUAUGAAGCCCCUGAAAAAGAUCUCACUGAUGUUACAGAGUCAGAAAGUAAGACACAGGACAACCACGUGCCGCUUGCACCUCCACCGGUGCCACAUUCACUGAGACCACGCUUGCCCAAAACAUCCCCGAAUGUUCCUGCAGCUUUUCCAGCAGCACCAGAGCCAGAAACCGCUUCCCUGGAAGCAUCAGAAGCAGAACCGAAGCCAACCCUUACAGCACAGAGCAGAGCUGUGCGCAAGCCAGACCGGACGCCCUCAGCAGUGCCCGUGACCUCACCAGUGGCCACGUGCUCAUCACCGGCUCCGUUUGUUUUGCCCCCACCGUUGCCUGUGCCGUCAGCAGUGCCAGGUCCUGUCCCUCCUGCCCCUUUGCCCCCUCCGCUGCCCAUGAAAUCCAAGCCGCUUUCAGAGAGGACAAAAGCUUUUCACUGGGACCUGGUGGCUCAGGAUAAGAUCGAGAAGUCAAUGUGGUCUCGCAGGAACCCCAGGAAGAUUGAAAUUGACUCCUCGCGCUUGUAUGAGCUGUUUGGAGUGAGAGAGAGGGGCCGCGUCUGCAGAUCAGAGUCCAUCAGUACUAUGGAAAUCAUGUUGAACUCAAAGAUCGCUCACAAUUUCAAUAUUUUCAUCAAAAGUUUCCCUGUGCAUCCAAAAGAGCUCAAGGACAAAUUGUUGAUUAUAAAUGAAGAGGAAGGGGGUCUCUCCGACGAGCAUAUCGCCUCUCUCAGGAGAUACGUGCCCACUCCAGAUGACAUUGAGAUGUAUAAAUCGCAUAAAGGAGACCCUAGUGAGCUGCAUGUGGUGGACCAGUACAUGAUGGAGGUAAAGCCACGCCUCACGCUGACAUCACACUUAAUCGCUGAAAUAAUGGAGCCGAUAACAAGGAGUGAAGGUUGCGAUGGAAACAGACGGGCAUAUGGUCUGACGCUGAUUAUCCAGAAGAUCCACAUGUGCCAGCAGCUGUGGGCUUGUGACUCAUUUGUCAGCGUGCUGGAGUACCUUCUGGCCGUGGGCAAUUACCUCAACCAGAACGCAGGCAAGGACAGGGCCAAGGGAUUUCGCCUCUCGUCCUUAACUAAGCUUUCUCAGCUGCGCGGGAACAAUCGGAAGUUCACCUUGCUGCAUGCCCUUGUGGAGCAGAUCAUGUUGCGAGAACCACGUUUGGCCACCUUUUUCCUGGAGCUUGCAGAAUUCGAGACUGUUCCUGGAGCUUCAGUUAAAGGUCUGACAGCAGAGGUGGACGUAGUGAAGAAUGAAUUUCAGAAGAUCGUCCAGUACAGGAAAACAUACAGUAAAAGUAAAAUCGAAGUCAAUCAGCACCCCAAAUUCUUCAAAGACUUAAAGGCGGCCAUCGAGAAGCAUGAGGCCGAUCUCAGACAGCUGAUGAAAAGGUGUGAGGAGAUGAGGAAGCUCUACACUGACAUAUUGAUAAAAUUCGGAGAGCCUUUGGAUCAAGACUCCCAAGAAGUUUUCGGAUGGAUUUGCCAAUUUAUCAGUGACUUCAAGAAGGUGUACUCUGAAUACGCUCAAUGA